Molecule: messenger RNA, 527 nt
Organism: Topomyia yanbarensis
Lineage: Eukaryota; Metazoa; Arthropoda; Insecta; Diptera; Culicidae
Gene: RpL39
Product: large ribosomal subunit protein eL39
Exons: 3
Coding region: 124-279 (51 amino acids)
Biological process (GO): translation
Cellular component (GO): ribosome; cytosolic large ribosomal subunit
Molecular function (GO): structural constituent of ribosome
Source: RefSeq, a predicted model, not a curated record
GGGGCGAUAGAAAUUUUGCGUUUCUAUCCUCAAAAGUUUCACUUCAAAUGCGUUUAACUUCUUCCGUUGAUAUGUCACCUUCUUUUCCGUCAUAUUGGAUCGAAGUGAACACAUCAGAUCGAAAUGUCGGCCCAUAAGACCUUUAGGAUUAAGCAGAAGCUAGCGAAAAAGCUGAAGCAAAACAGACCCAUUCCACAGUGGAUCAGGAUGCGUACGGGUAACACAAUCCGUUACAACGCCAAGCGUCGCCACUGGAGACGCACGAAGCUAAAGCUGUAAGCUACGCACUGGUCGAAUAUUCAGUUCAGUUGCAGAAGCGGAAGGUACAAUUCACAACUUUUUGGUUUGUGUUUGGAAUACAAAUACUUUGUAUUUGUACUUUGUACUUGUAAAUACUUUGUAAAACUUUGUACACGGUCUCCGGAGAAAUUGAUUCACUGACGGUGAGUGUACUCAUACUUGCUGUGUGGUUCGAUAAAUAAAAUAAAAGCUGCGAAGUUUCGAAGUGUACUUUUCGCUAUCUAAAA